AUGUCAAGCUACCGUUUGUACCUUUUUAUGCACAUCAUAUCCGAUUACCAUCUAUCAGACUGUGUUUCUGUUAAGCUCUUGCACUUCUCAAGAUUUAUGUUUGCUAAAGAAGCAACUGAAUUGGCAUUGAAGGAUAACAGACAACUGAUGGAAAUUGAAUUUCCAACUGCUGGGUUGGGUUCUGUACCAGGUGACUGUGAGGGUGGAAUAGAAAUGACUGGAAGUAUACAACUAAUACGUGAGUUCUGUGAUCUCUUGGUUAUACCGGAGAAAGCCACAAAGACCAGAAUUUUUUUCCCAGAGGCUAAUGAAGUAAAAUUCGCAAGACAAUCAAUUUUUGGAGGAGCAUCUUUUAAGUUGGAGUAUUUGACAAAGCCUUCUUUUUUCGAGGAUUUCGGUUUCACCGAAAAGGUCAAGAUGGUUGACCGUGUCAAGCCAGAAGAUGAACUCUUUAUCGUCGCCUAUCCAUACUUUAAUGUCAAUGAGAUGCUUGUCAUGGAAGAGCUAUACAAAGCAGCAGUGUCAAACACUUCUAGGAAACUGAUUAUAUUCAACGGAGAGCUUGAUCGAAUAAGAUCUGGUUAUAAUCUCACUUUUUUCAUCCAAGGGGAACUUGGAUUGGUUUUUGGUUUCGAGAAGGAGUUUAAAAAACUUUCAAGCAUGUUUUCUAUGAUUCAAGCUGUGCUAGAAGAUGCUCAAGAGAAGCAACUGAAGUACAAGGCAACAAAGAACUGGUUACAGAAACUCAACGUUGCUGCAUAUGAAGUUGAUGACAUCUUGGAUGACUGUAAAACUGAGGCAGCAAGAUUCAAGCAGGCUGUAUUGGGGCGUUAUCAUCCACGGACCAUCACUUUCUGUUACAAGGUGGGAAAAAGAAUGAAAGAAAUGAUGGACAAACUAGAUGCAAUUGCAGAGGAACGGAAGAAUUUUCAUUUGGAUGAAAGGAUUAUAGAGAGACAAGCUGCUAGACGGCAAACAGGUUUUGUUUUAACUGAGCCAAAAGUUUACGGAAGGGACAAAGAGGAGGAUGAGAUAGUGAAAAUCUUGAUAAACAAUGUUAGUGAUUCCCAAGAACUUCCUGUACUCCCAAUACUUGGUAUGGGGGGACUAGGAAAGACGACACUAGCCCAAAUGGUUUUCAAUAAUCAGAGAGUUACUGAGCAUUUCAAUCUAAAGAUAUGGGUUUGUGUCUCAGAUGAUUUUGAUGAGAAGAGGUUGAUUAAGGCAAUUGUAGAAUCUAUUGAAGGAAAGUCACUGGGUGACAUGGACUUGGCUCCCCUCCAGAAAAAGCUUCAGGAGUUGUUGAACGGAAAAAGAUACUUUCUUGUUUUGGAUGAUGUUUGGAAUGAAGAUCAAGAAAAGUGGGCUAAUCUUAGAGCAGUAUUGAAGAUUGGAGCAAGUGGUGCUUCAAUUCUAAUUACUACUCGUCUUGAAAAAAUUGGAUCAAUUAUGGGAACUUUGCAACUAUAUCAGUUAUCAAAUUUGUCUCAAGAAGAUUGUUGGUUGUUGUUCAAGCGGCGUACAUUUGGCCACCAAACCGAAGCAAGUCCUAAACUUAUGGAAAUUGGAAAGGAGAUUGUGAAGAAAUGUGGGGGUGUGCCUCUAGCAGCCAAGACUCUUGGAGGUCUUUUACGCUUCAAGAGGGUAGAAAAUGAAUGGGAACAUGUGAGAGAUAGUGAGAUUUGGAAUUUACCUCAAGAUGAAAAUUCUGUUUUGCCUGCCCUGAGGCUGAGUUAUCAUCAUCUUCCACUUGAUUUGAGACAAUGUUUUGCAUAUUGCGCGGUAUUCCCAAAGGACACCAAAAUAGAAAAGGAAUAUCUCAUCACUCUUUGGAUGGCACACAAUUUUCUUUUAUCAAAAGGAAACAUGGAGCUAGAGGAUGUGGGCAAUGAAGUAUGGAAUGAAUUAUACUAGAGGUCUUUUUUCCAAGAGAUUGUAGUUAAAUCUGGUAAAACUUAUUUCAAGAUGCAUGAUCUCAUCCAUGAUUUGGCUACAUCUAUGUUUUCAGCAAGCGCAUCAAGCAGAAGUAUCUGCCAAAUAAAUGUAAAAGAUGAUGAAGAUAUGAUGUUCAUUGUAACAGAUUAUAAAGAUAUGAUGUCCAUUGGUUUCUCCGAAGUGGUGUCUUCUUACACUCCUUCGCUCUUUAAAAGGUUUGUCUCGUUAAGGGUGCUUAAUCUAAGUAACUCAGAAUUUGAACAGUUAUCGUCUUCCGUUGGAGAUCUAGUACAUUUAAGAUACCUUGACCUGUCUGGUAAUAAAAUUUGUAGUCUUCCAAAGAGUUUGUGCAAGCUUCAAAAUCUGCAGACUCUUGGUCUAUAUAAUUGCCAGUCACUUUCUUGUUUGCCGAAACAACUAAGUAAGCUUGGUAGUCUCCGGAAUCUUGUACUUGAUCACUGUCCAUUGACUUCUAUGCCACCAAGAAUAGGAUUGUUGACAUGCCUUAAGACACUAAGUUACUUUCUUGUGGGCGAGAGGAAAGGUUAUCAACUUGGUGAACUACGAAAUUUAAACCUCCGUGGUGCAAUUUCAAUCACACAUCUUGAGAGAGUGAAAAACGAUACGGAGGCAAAAGAAGCCAAUUUAUCUGCAAAAGCAAAUCUGCGCUCUUUAAGCAUUAGUUGGGAUGGACCACACAGAUAUGAAUCCGAAGAAGUUAAAGUGCUUGAAGCCCUCAAACCACAUCCCAAUCUGAAAUAUUUAGAAAUCAUUGGCUUCAGUGGAUUCCGUCUCCCAGACUGGAUGAAUCACUCAGUUUUGAAAUAUGUUGUCUCUAUUCUAAUUAACGGUUGUGAAAACUGCUCGUGCUUACCACCCUUUGGUGAGCUGCCUUGUCUAGAAAGUCUAGAGUUACAAGAUGGGUCUGUGGAGGUGGAGUAUGUUGAAGACUCCGGAUUCCUCACAAGAAGAAGGUUUCCAUCCCUACGAAUACUUCAUAUAGGUGGCUUUUGUAAUCUGAAAGGAUUGCAGAGAAUGGAAGGAGAAGAGCAAUUCCUCGUGCUUGAAGAGAUGAAGAUUUUUGAUUGCCCUAUGUUUGUUUUUCCAACCCUUUCUUCUGUGAAGAAAUUAGAAAUUUGGGGGGAGGCAGAUGCAAGAGGUUUGAGCUCCAUAUCUAAUCUUAGCACUCUUACAUCACUCAAGAUUUUCAGUAACCACACAGUGACUUCACUCUUAGAAGAGAUGUUCAAAAGCCUUGAAAAUCUCAAAUACUUGAAGUGUCUGGAUAUUCGUUAUUGUUACGCACUAGAGAGUCUCCCCGAGGAAGGGCUGGAAGGUUUAACUUCACUCACGGAGUUAUUUGUUGAACACUGUAACAUGCUAAAAUGUUUACCCAAGGGAUUGCAGCACCUAACAGCCCUCACAAGUUUGAGAGUUACUGGCUGUCCAGAAGUGGCAAAGCGGUGUGAGAGGGGAAUUGGAGAGGACUGGCACAAAAUUGCUCACUUACCAAAUGUGUAUAUUGGUUAGUCUUGAUCUGUUU
This is a messenger RNA of Solanum stenotomum, 3478 nucleotides long. Its product is annotated as putative disease resistance protein RGA3. Gene Ontology annotation, molecular function: ADP binding; protein binding. Gene Ontology annotation, biological process: defense response to other organism. The transcript has 8 exons. The record is from RefSeq and is a predicted model, not a curated record. NCBI's taxonomy places the organism in Eukaryota, Viridiplantae, Streptophyta, Magnoliopsida, Solanales, Solanaceae.